This is a messenger RNA of Haliotis rufescens (red abalone), 1629 nucleotides long. RefSeq lists its product as uncharacterized. The coding region runs from base 37 to 1212 and encodes 391 amino acids. The record is from RefSeq and is a predicted model, not a curated record. NCBI's taxonomy places the organism in Eukaryota, Metazoa, Mollusca, Gastropoda, Lepetellida, Haliotidae. The transcript has 7 exons.
GGCGACGUGAGGGUGUCUGGAACAAUACUGGUAUUAAUGGUAUCCUAUUGCUCUGGUUCCAUCAUUUGUGACAAAGUGGAUGUGACAAAAGUAGAAGGGGACGUUAUUAGCGUUUGUUACAAUCAGGGUAGUAAAGAGAUCAAGUGUCCCAGAAAUGAAUCAGUGUUGGUCAAACACUUCUUGCAAAGAGUACCUGUAGGUAAGGACAGUGAUGACAGGGGUGGACGCUACAGAUCCUGUGAACAAAACUUCAAUGAUGAAUAUUAUGACGUUGGGGAAUGUUUAUUAAUAACGUCGGGUGUGCAUCAGAAGAGGGCUUAUCAGGCAGCGAUCACGGAGGUUUUGGAGGAGUGUAGUCAGAAGAGGUACUGUAUCCUGGAGAGUGACACGAGUUCCUCUGUCCAUGGUCUGAAGGACCUCCCAGUAGGAGAGAGAAAGAAACGCCCGUCACAUCUCGUUGUAUUGCAUCAGUGUGUUAAAGAGCAAGUUGCCAGUGUCUUGUUGUGUGACAGAAAGACCGAAACGGGUAAGGAGGUCUACAUCAGCAGCAACCGACUGAAGAUGUCAUCUCGGGAAACAAGCACCUGCACCUGUACAGUCACUGGAGCUGCGAGCCACGUCACCUUGCUGGAUGUCAGACUGGGCAACAGCAACGUGACCACACUGUCCAUCAGGGACAAGACACGUACAGUGUACACAAUCCAGGGUGGCGACCUGGCAGUCCACUUCAUGAAGGAGAUUAACAUCAGCCAAUCAGAGUGGAGUUUACAGGUGGAUGUUAUCCGAGACUAUCUCCCUGACAAGAUAUGGAUGAGACUGGAAGGACACAACGGCUCUGACGUUACAGUCACAUGUAAGGAAUCAGAGACUCGUGACACACAUGUGGCGCCACGAUCUUCGUCAGGUGAACGUCACACCCAGAUUGUGUUUGUGUGCGUUGGCUUUGUCACAGGGUUUGUCUCUGUUGGUUUCAUCAUGGCUAUUUGUGUUAAAAGGAGGUCAGGACACGCGGGCUCCACGUCUAACGAAGGAGGCGAUAAGGGCGUGGUCUACUACUCUCAACCGGAUGAGUCACGUGUCCAGCAGCCAAUCGGAUCACCAGAAGGAGAUGCUGCUGAACCUCACUACCACAUGCCGGAUGACCCACGUGACCAGGGAGCAGCAGGAUGCAAUGAUUACUACCUAGUGCCUGUUCACCGACAGACACGAUAAACCAGCCUCGCCAGCCUUGCUGAAAUAGUGUCAAUGCUUCUUGCUUUGUUUAUUGCACUAUUAUUAAGGAGACUGUAUUUUACAGACCAUUUUGCAUCUUGUACUGUAGAUAUCGUUGGUGACAACACCUGACAUUAACAUUGAUAGCGUCAUAUGAUGGAAUGUGGAACUCCUCAUCCAUGUCAUUUGUAACGUUUACUUUUUGACGUGGUGACCAUUUUGUGACAUUUAUAUUGUAUGGUGAUGUCAAAUGGGGUUUAACGUCGCGUUCAAGAUUAUGUUUACUUCAAUUAUAGACGUGCAUGCUUUGUUUGUUUGUUUGUUGUUAAACGCCGAACUCCGCAAUAUUCCAGCUGUAUGAGGUCGGUCUGUAAAUAAUCGAGUAUGGACCGGAUAAUCAAGUGAUUGACAUCAUGG